CGGCGCGAGUUGCUGGGCGCGCUGCUCCGGCGGGGCCCGCUGGCACAGCCGCCUUGCGCGAGCUGCCCGCCGGGCGGGGUGAAGCUGUGAGCGUUCUGAGCCCCGGGCCCCGGGCCGCCCGCGCUGCCCUCCCGCCGCCGCCGCCCUCCGCGCCUCCUCUGGGCGGCCCCGCCCCCGUUCCCAUCCCCCUCGCGCUCACCUCCCGGCUGUGCCGCGCGCCAGGCGGAGCGAGGCGCCCGCCGCCGCCGUCGCCGCGCCGAGGGGCGAGAGCCUGCACCCGCGCCGCCGCUGACAGGAGGACCGCCGCGGGCUGCGCUCGCCGGCCGCGAGGCCCCGCCGCGCCUUUCUCGGGCGCAGACCCACCGCAGGCAUCGGAGCGCAGCGAGGUGGUCUGGGAAUCGCGGGCGGCGCCGGCGGGCGGCGCGGUCCUCACAGGAGACCCUAGGGACUGGGUCUGGACCCUGAGGUGCACCGAGCCCCUCAGAGCGGCAGUUUUGUGAGUACUUGAGUAGCACAACCAUGUUUCGGAAUAGUCUCAAGAUGCUUCUUACUGGAGGGAAAUCAAGUCGUAAAAACAGAUCAAGUGAUGGAGGGAGCGAGGAACCACCGGAUCGAAGACAGUCAAGUGUAGACUCUCGCCAGAGCCGCUCUGGGCAAGGUGGCAUCUCCACAGAAAGCGACUGUGCUUUUGAGCCAGACUACGCCGUCCCACCACUUCCAGUGAGUGAAGGUAUGCAGCACAUUCGGAUUAUGGAGGGCAUGUCUCGCUCUCUUCCAUCCUCCCCCUUACUCACACAUCAGUCUAUCAGUGUUCGGCUCCAACCUGUGAAGAAGUUAACUGCCCCUCUGAGGAAGGCAAAGUUUGUUGAAAGCCCACGAAUUCCAGAAUCCGAGCUUGGCUCACCAACUCUCACUUCAGCUCAGAAACUGGACGUGGAUGCAUACUGCCCUGGUGAUGCUGAACAGGAACUUGGCCCCCCUCCCUCUGUAGAUGAGGCAGCAAACACACUCAUGACUCGUCUGGGUUUCCUCCUUGGAGAGAAAGUCACAGAAGUUCAGCCAGGUGACCAAUACAACAUGGAAGUACAGGAUGAAAAUCAGACCUCAGCAAUCACCCAGCGGAUAAGUCCCUGUUCCACCUUGACUAGCAGCACUGCCUCUCCACCAGCCAGUAGCCCCUGCUCCACUCUCCCGCCUGUCAGUACGAAUGCAACUGCCAAGGAUUGCAGCUAUGGGGCUGUCACUAGUCCAAGCUCCACCCUUGAAAGCAGAGAUAGUGGUAUCAUUGCUACAUUGACAAGCUAUUCUGAAAAUGUGGAACGCACAAAAUAUGUUGGGGAAAGCAGUAAAGAAUUAGGAUCUGGAGGAAACCUAAAACCUUGGCAGUCUCAAAAAUCCAGCAUGGAUUCCUGUUUAUAUCGAGUAGAUGAAAACAUGACGGCUUCCACCUAUAGUCUGAAUAAGAUCCCAGAGAGGAAUUUGGAAACAGUUUUAUCACAAUCGGUACAGUCUAUUCCUCUGUAUCUUAUGCCACGGCCAAAUUCAGUAGCAGCCACAAGCUCUGCCCAUUUGGAGGACCUCGCUUACCUGGAUGAACAGAGACAUACACCUUUGAGAACUUCUCUUCGAAUGCCAAGACAGAGCAUGGGUGGUGCUCGCACACAACAGGAUUUAAGAGUUCGCUUUGCACCUUAUAGGCCUCCAGAUAUCUCCCUGAAGCCUCUGCUCUUUGAAGUGCCCAGCAUCACUACAGAGUCAGUGUUUGUUGGCCGGGAUUGGGUUUUCCACGAAAUAGAUGCUCAACUUCAAAGUUCAAAUGCCAGCGUGAACCAAGGAGUAGUGAUCGUGGGAAACAUUGGGUUUGGCAAAACUGCCAUCAUUUCCAGACUGGUGGCCCUCAGCUGCCAUGGUACACGGAUGAGACAGAUCGCCUCAGACAGCCCACAUGCCUCCCCUAAACAUGUGGAUGCCAACAGAGAGCUGUCACUCACACAGCCACCUUCAGCCCACUCAUCUAUCACCAGUGGAAGCUGCCCAGGAACUCCAGAAAUGCGCAGGCGGCAGGAGGAAGCUAUGCGGAGACUAGCCUCUCAGGUGGUUGCCUAUCACUAUUGCCAAGCAGAUAAUGCCUACACCUGCCUGGUACCGGAAUUUGUCCACAAUGUUGCUGCCCUGCUCUGCCGCUCACCUCAGCUGGCAGCCUAUCGGGAGCAGCUUCUUCGGGAGCCUCACCUACAGAGCAUGCUGAGCCUUCGGUCCUGUGUUCAAGACCCCAUGGCCUCCUUCCGGAGGGGAGUCCUGGAGCCCCUGGAGAAUCUCCACAAAGAGAGAAAAAUCCCAGAUGAAGAUUUCAUCAUCUUAAUUGAUGGAUUAAAUGAAGCAGAAUUUCACAAACCGGAUUAUGGGGAUACAAUUGUAUCAUUUCUGAGUAAAAUGAUUGGAAAAUUUCCUUCCUGGCUCAAACUAAUUGUAACAGUUAGGACCAGUUUACAGGAAAUUACCAAGCUGCUGCCUUUCCAUAGGAUUUUUUUGGAUCGACUAGAAGAGAAUGAAGCCAUAGACCAGGACCUGCAGGCUUACAUCCUGCACCGGAUACACAGCAGCUCAGAGAUCCAGAAUAACAUUUCACUUAAUGGCAAAAUGGACAAUACUACAUUUGGCAAACUCAGUUCUCAUCUCAAGACGCUCAGUCAAGGGUCCUAUCUAUACCUGAAACUCACAUUUGACCUCAUAGAGAAAGGCUAUCUAGUGUUAAAGAGCUCUAGCUACAAAGUAGUUCCUGUUUCGCUUUCUGAGGUUUAUCUACUCCAGUGCAAUAUGAAGUUCCCAACCCAGUCUUCCUUUGACCGGGUGAUGCCUCUCCUGAAUGUGGCAGUAGCCUCUCUCCACCCACUGACUGAUGAACAUAUCUUCCAGGCCAUCAAUGCUGGUAGCAUUGAAGGCACACUGGAAUGGGAGGAUUUUCAGCAGAGAAUGGAGAACCUCUCCAUGUUCCUAAUCAAGCGCAGAGACAUGACUCGUAUGUUUGUACAUCCUUCUUUUCGAGAAUGGCUUAUCUGGAGAGAAGAAGGAGAGAAAACCAAAUUUCUCUGUGAUCCCAGGAGUGGACACACAUUACUUGCCUUCUGGUUUUCCCGCCAAGAGGGAAAACUAAACCGACAGCAGACUAUUGAACUGGGACAUCACAUCCUCAAAGCACACAUUUUUAAGGGUUUGAGUAAAAAAGUUGGUGUAUCAUCCUCAAUCCUCCAAGGUCUCUGGAUCUCCUAUAGCACAGAAGGUCUUUCCAUGGCAUUGGCAUCUUUACGAAAUCUCUACACUCCAAAUAUAAAGGUCAGCCGACUGCUGAUUUUGGGAGGUGCCAACAUUAAUUACCGGACAGAGGUUUUAAAUAAUGCUCCAAUUCUAUGUGUCCAGUCUCAUCUUGGUUACACGGAAAUGGUGGCCCUGCUGUUGGAGUUUGGGGCCAAUGUGGAUGCCUCUUCUGAAAGCGGUCUGACUCCUCUGGGCUAUGCCGCAGCAGCAGGCUACCUGAGCAUUGUUGUGCUGCUGUGCAAGAAACGGGCUAAGGUGGAUCACUUGGAUAAGAACGGACAGUGUGCUUUGGUCCAUGCUGCACUCCGAGGUCAUCUGGAGGUUGUCAAGUUUUUGAUUCAGUGUGACUGGACAAUGGCUGGCCAGCAGCAAGGAGUGUUUAAAAAGAGUCACGCCAUCCAACAGGCCCUCAUUGCUGCAGCCAGCAUGGGUUACACUGAGAUUGUCUCCUACCUACUUGAUCUUCCAGAAAAAGAUGAAGAGGAAGUGGAGAGAGCACAGAUCAACAGCUUUGACAGUCUCUGGGGAGAGACAGCCCUGACAGCUGCAGCCGGAAGGGGUAAACUGGAGGUGUGUCGUCUGCUCUUGGAACAAGGGGCAGCAGUAGCCCAGCCAAACCGCCGAGGGGCAGUGCCCCUAUUCAGCACUGUUCGCCAGGGCCACUGGCAGAUUGUUGAUCUUUUACUCACCCAUGGAGCUGAUGUCAACAUGGCAGACAAGCAGGGCCGUACUCCCCUGAUGAUGGCUGCUUCCGAAGGCCAUCUAGGAACCGUGGACUUUCUUCUUGCACAAGGUGCCUCCAUUGCUCUAAUGGACAAAGAAGGAUUGACAGCCCUCAGCUGGGCUUGUUUGAAGGGUCAUCUCUCAGUAGUUCGUUCUCUGGUGGAUAAUGGAGCUGCCACAGACCAUGCGGACAAGAAUGGCCGCACCCCACUGGAUCUGGCAGCUUUCUAUGGUGAUGCUGAGGUGGUCCAGUUCCUGGUGGAUCACGGGGCCAUGAUCGAGCAUGUUGACUACAGCGGAAUGCGCCCUUUGGAUAGGGCAGUGGGGUGCCGGAACACUUCUGUUGUUGUCACUCUUCUGAAGAAAGGAGCCAAGAUAGGUUGUCAGACGUUACCGAGUCGCCCACGAGGUCCAGCCACAUGGGCGAUGGCCACCUCCAAACCAGACAUCAUGAUCAUCCUCUUGAGCAAGCUGAUGGAAGAGGGGGACAUGUUUUAUAAGAAAGGUAAAGUAAAGGAAGCAGCCCAGCGCUACCAGUAUGCUCUGAAGAAAUUCCCUAGAGAAGGGUUUGGUGAGGACUUGAAAACUUUCCGGGAGCUAAAGGUGUCUCUUCUCCUCAACCUCUCACGGUGUCGCAGGAAAAUGAACGAUUUUGGAAUGGCGGAGGAAUUUGCUACUAAGGCCCUGGAGCUGAAACCGAAAUCUUAUGAAGCUUACUAUGCAAGAGCAAGGGCAAAACGCAGCAGCAGACAGUUUGCAGCAGCGUUAGAGGACCUGAACGAGGCCAUCAAGCUAUGUCCAAACAACCGUGAGAUCCAGAGACUUCUGAUGAGAGUGGAGGAAGAGUGUAGACAGAUGCAGCAGCAACAGCAGCAGCAGCCACCACAGCAGCAGCCUCAGCAGCAGUUACCAGAAGAAACAGAACCUGAACCACAGCAAGAAGAUAUAUACUCUGUUCAAGAUAUAUUCGAGGAGGAGUACCUGGAACAGGAUGUUGAAAAUGUUUCCAUCGGCCUCCAGACAGAGGCUCGGCCCAGUCAGGGGCUCCCAAUAAUCCAGAGCCCACCUUCUUCUCCAGCCCAUCGUGACUCAGCCUACAUCUCUAGCUCACCUCUUGGCUCUCAUCAGGUUUUUGACUUUCGAUCCAGUAGUUCUAUAGGUUCUCCCACUAGACAGGGCUAUCAGUCCACCUCACCUGCUCUUUCUCCAACUCACCAGAACUCUCAUUACAGGCCUAGCCCACCACACACUUCGCCCGCUCAUCAGGGUGGAUCUUACCGCUUCAGCCCCCCUCCUAUGGGAGGGCAGGGCAAAGAGUACCCGAGCCCUCCCCCUUCCCCUCUCCGUAGAGGCCCUCAGUAUCGGGCCAGCCCUCCAGCUGAAAGCAUGAAUGUUUAUAGAUCUCAGUCUGGUUCACCCGUGCGUUAUCAGCAAGAAACAAAUGUUAGUCAGCUUCCUGGCAGACCAAAAUCUCCAUUAUCCAAAAUGGCCCAGCGACCCUACCAGAUGCCUCAGCUUCCUGUGGCGGUUCCCCAGCAGGGGCUCAGGCUGCAGCCUGCCAAGGCCCAGAUUGUGAGAAGCAAUCAGCCCAGCUCAGCAGUUCAUUCAAGCACUGUCAUCUCCACAGGGGCCUAUGGCCAAGUAGCCCAUUCAAUGGCUAGUAAAUACCAGUCUUCACAAGGAGACAUAGGAGUAAGUCAGAGCCGGUUGGUUUAUCAAGGGUCAAUUGGGGGGAUAGUAGGGGAUGGGAGACCCGUACAGCAUGUCCAGGCCAGCCUGAGUGCAGGUGCCAUUUGUCAGCAUGGAGGGUUGACCAAAGAAGACCUUCCACAGCGACCUUCCUCAGCCUAUCGAGGUGGCAUGAGAUACAGCCAGACACCACAGAUUGGGCGUAGCCAGUCCGCAUCCUAUUACCCAGUCUGUCACUCAAAACUAGAUCUGGAGCGUUCUUCUAGCCAACUAGGUUCCCCUGAUGUGUCACAUCUAAUCAGAAGACCUAUUAGUGUCAACCCUAAUGAAAUCAAACCCCAUCCACCAACUCCCAGGCCAUUGCUGCACUCCCAAAGUGUAGGCCUUCGCUUUUCUCCAUCUAGCAAUAGUAUCUCAUCCACCUCCAACCUAACUCCUACCUUCCGGCCAUCUUCCUCGAUUCAGCAAAUGGAGAUCCCACUAAAACCGGCAUAUGAUAGGUCAUGUGACGAGCUGUCGCCAGUGUCUCCCACUCAGGGAGGUUACCCCAGUGAGCCCACCCGAUCCAGGACCACACCAUUCAUGGGGAUCAUAGAUAAAACAGCCCGGACUCAACAGUACCCCCACCUUCACCAGCAAAAUCGGACCUGGGCAGUGUCAUCAGUGGAUACCGUUCUCAGUCCCACAUCUCCAGGCAACCUGCCUCAGCCUGAGUCCUUCAGUCCACCAUCAUCCAUCAGCAACAUUGCCUUUUAUAACAAAACCAACAAUGCACAGAAUGGCCAUUUGCUGGAGGACGAUUAUUACAGCCCCCAUGGGAUACUGGCAAAUGGGUCCCGUGGAGACCUCUUGGAGAGAGUCAGUCAGGCCUCCUCAUAUCCUGACGUGAAGGUGGCUCGGACCCUCCCUGUGGCUCAGGCAUACCAGGACAACCUGUACAGGCAGUUGUCCCGGGACUCUCGACAAGGGCAGACAUCCCCUAUCAAACCAAAGAGACCAUUUGUGGAGUCUAAUGUUUAAAAGACGUUUGUUGGAGUGAGACCCAUGUUUUCAUUGCACAUUUUCAGGCUUGGUUUCCACAUUUGAGGUAGUUCUCUGGCUUAAUUUCUCAUGUAGUUUCUGUGUGGUGUUCAGAGGUGGCAGCCCACAUGCUGAAAUCCUUUGCAUGCAGCCGACUGGGAAGCUGGCCUCCAGUGAGCCAGGACUUCAGUUUCUCUUGUCUGUGCCCCAGCCACAUGCUCUUUCCCUCCUUCAGAUGCCAACGAGGAGAUUGUUGUGCCGUGUGCUUUAACCCAGGGAGAUCAGACACACUGGUCAGCUUUUUCCAGGAGACAAUCGUUUUCACUGAUGUUCUUGUUGUGCAGACGUCUCUCUCCUUUUUUACAAAAGUAAGAUGUUCUUGUUCGUUUUCUUCUAGGAACUUUAGAAAGAGUGUGACGCCCCUUUGCCUUUGCAUUCUUAUCCAGUGUUAUCCAAAUAGCCAGCCCCCAGUGCAUUCUUGUGCCAUGGUCUCCUCCCCUGGACUGCCAGCUCCCUGCAGUUAUCAGGUCUACAAUGUUCAUUUAGAUUAUUACUGGUCUUCCUGUGAUGGUCAAGGGAUCAAGGAGAAAGAGAAAAAAUAAGUCUGUUAAAUUGGAAGGAAAAAAAUAAUAUAAUUUGAAAUGUCACUACCUUGAUUUCCCAAAAGGCAUCUUAGGAACACUUAGAAAACAAAGCAGCCCUUUAAAUAUUUCAGUCAGCCAAUGAAAUUGGGUGAGAAUCAUGGGUAUUUUAAAAUAAUUCACUGAGAGUUAUUUAGAUUUUUAGCUAAAUUAACCAUUAAAAGCUACUGAUUUUCCAUGGGUGGGCAGGAAAUAAACAAAUAUGAGGAAAGAGAGAGAGAGAAAGAAAGACUGUUCUGGAUUCUCAGUGAAAGGCUGUAGAAAAUCUUUGUCUUGGAAAA
Diceros bicornis minor is the source of this 7669-nucleotide messenger RNA. RefSeq names its product tetratricopeptide repeat, ankyrin repeat and coiled-coil containing 2 (gene TANC2). The transcript has 28 exons. Gene Ontology annotation, molecular function: protein binding. Gene Ontology annotation, biological process: regulation of dendritic spine morphogenesis. Gene Ontology annotation, cellular component: dendritic spine. The coding region runs from base 520 to 6747 and encodes 2075 amino acids. The record is from RefSeq and is a predicted model, not a curated record. Lineage: Eukaryota; Metazoa; Chordata; Mammalia; Perissodactyla; Rhinocerotidae.